UUUCUAUCCUUAUUUUCAUAUUUGCUUUCAGCAAAAGUUCACUGGAAUUUGUAAUUUGGUACCAACACUGUACUAAUACGUGUGUUUCAGUACUGACUUCAUUCAGGAAUGUGAAAUCAAAUGUGACCAACCAGAUUUAAGAAAAAAAAAACACUGUGGGAUUGUCUGGUGCAUUGUUAUUGGCAUCUGUGUGUUUUCAUUAUAAUACGGGUUCCUUUUGACCGCAUUUUUGUCAAAAAUGCCUGUGAACAUUCUUAACAAAUUGAGGAGAUUAUAGGUUUGCUUGUUGAGGCAUUAGGAAAUCAAGAAUUGUACUUUAGCUAACGAUUUUUAAAGUCAAAUCAGAAUAAAUAACCCUUAACCAAAUAAGCAUAUAAGUUAAAAACACUUAUAAAUAUCGAAGAUCAAAGGACCUGCGUAUUAGAAACUAGUGAUCCCUCAGGAUAAGAAUUGAGGAUUACUUGAGGAUUAAACGUUUCUGACAAAAAAAAAACAACAGCAGUGUAUUCCACAGCGAUCUUUAGAAUUGCUCAUACCUUAGAAUGAGGCUUCAAGGCUCUGGUGUCGAUCCGUUACACUGUUGCAAGGUAGUGGCGUUUUUCUUUGGAAUGAACAGCUAAAAGAAAAUAAAAGACAUUGUGAUUUAAUUUUGCAUCACUACCUUGUGUUUAUUGGUACUGCAAAUAAAUGAAAAAAAGAAACACAUGAGACACAGCUGUCGGAGCUAAAGGCCAACUACAAAGGCAAAAGCAAAAAGCAUCUGCAGCAUUCCCCUCUCUCUGUCCCUCAGGAUUCGUUACCACGACUGCAUACGUAAUGUUGCCAGCACCCCCAGCUAUGCCAGGCUGUCCCCCUGGACUGGAAUACCUGACUCAGAUUGACCAGUUGCUUGUUCAGCAAAAAGUGGAGCUUGUGGAAGCUCUUGUAGGCUUUGAGAGCAACAACAAAUAUGAAAUUAAAAAUGUGUUGGGACAGAAUGUCUUCUAUGCAGUGGAGGAAAAUGACUGCCUAACUCGCCAGUGCUGUGGACCCUUGCGGUCUUUUACUAUACAUGUUUUGGAUAACUUUGGACAAGAAGUAAUAAGUGUGACCAGACCAUUGAACUGCGAUCGUUGCUGUUGUCCAUGCUGUCUUCAAGAGUUAGAAAUUCAAUCACCUCCUGGAAAUACUGUUGGAUAUGUUGUUCAAACUUGGCACCCUUUCUUUCCCAAAUUCACCAUUCAGAAUGAGAGAAAGGAGCCAGUUCUGAAACUUUCGGGUCCUUUCUGUGGUUGGAACUGCUUGCCAGACAUUGACUUUGAGGUUUUGACUUUAGAUGAAACAGCUAAAAUUGGCAGGAUCAGUAAGCAGUGGACUGGGCUCCUUCGAGAAGCUUUCACAGACGCAGAUAACUUUGGAGUUCAGUUUCCUUUAGAUCUUGACGUCAGAAUGAAAGCAGUACUGAUUGGUGCCUGUUUUCUGAUUGACUUCAUGUUCUUUGAAAGCAACCAGUAAUGGAAAGUCAUGAAGAGGGCACUUUAGAAGGACAUUUUGGUUACACCCACGUAAUGCUGUUUUACUGCACCUGGAUUAAUUUUGUUUUAAUUUAUGUUUGCAAAGUCCAAGAAAUUGUGUGAAAUCUAAUGGGAAGAGCUUCCCAAAAACUCAAGAACAGUUUGAGACUUACAUUUUGGGUGUAAAAGAUAUAUUAGAGUGGCUUUGGAUAUUGUAACUAUGAACGUAACUGUCUGUCAAUUUGAGGUGGGAAUAUGCAAUGUUAAUAGUUAGUGGAAUUUACAUAACUGGCAACAAAAACUACAAAGAGUACAAAUAGCUUUUAAUGGCAACUACUGAGAUCUGCCUAUAACAUCGUUGAGGAAUCCUGGCUCAGGAGAGUCUGUGCGUCUGCAGGUUUUCAUUCCAGCUCAGCUCAGUUGUUUGAGCUCAGCUGUUCUCCUUGAGCUCAAUCGGCUCAUUAUUACCUUAAUGAGGUUCUCCCAGCUCCUCACAGCUGCUGCUUUGAAGAGACCUUGAAAAGCUGUAGACAGAUGGGCCAUCUAGAACCAGUACUGGACACCCCCUGGUUUAUAGAGUCAAGAGAAUACCAUUAAAGGGUUAGUAAACCAUUCGUUUUAAAAGACAAGAAAAUAAUGUGAAGAACUGAUUGACUUUAAUAUCUGAAAAUUCAAAAGCAUCUUUAUGUACUAAACCUGUAAAUACCACAAUAAAUACCAUCCUUUACCUGUCUCUAAAUUACCCCAUUUCAUCUUGAUGGCUUGAUACUCAGUCCAAGCUAGACAUUCACAAAACAUUAAUAUACUAAAAAGAAGCUUAUUUAAAUAAACCCAAAGGCUGAUUUGAGAAAACCUAUAGAUCAUAUAAAACUGCAGCUUCAAAAUACAAUUUACCUUAAAAAAUGUACUUUACAAAGUUGCUUAUAUUUAUACAACUUGAAAGAAUAUAUUUAAGUGGAAUAUGUGUAGUUUCAUGAUGUUUGGGAUACCAAAUAUAAGCUCUGAGAAUUGGAUACACUCAAAAGCAUGCAGUAGAGAGAUGUGAGUUAUAGAAGGAUGUUUUAUUUUACUGCAUUCUGUUACUAGCCUGUAUUUUGUGCAAAAAUUACUGUUUCUCUUUAUCUUUAUCUAAAAGCUGUUUUCACCAGAUGUUACGUUCCUGUAUUUAUCGCUUUGAAUGUUUUGUUUUAUUAUAUUCAUGAGUUUCCGUUUUGUUUUAUAUUUAAAAAUAAGGAUGAAAAUAUGUAUUUUUGUUGUGUUUGUAUUGGUUUAAAGAUGUUACAGGUAUUUAAAACAUUGUAAACUGUAAUCCCUUACUUAAAAGCAAAAGUGAGCCAGUUUCAUAACUAUUACCUGUUCAACACUUGUAUGCAAAUUAUGACAUGCUGAACAAUAAUAAACACAGCUUUAAAUAUGAGCUCAUACCUUUCAACUAAUUCAUUUUAAGAGGUUUUUUAUUAAUGUCUUUGUAAGAAAGGAACUUGGAUUCAAUUGUUUAAUUUUAAAAUAAAACUUUAAAUUUUGUAUUAAUCUGCUAAAUAGUAACUUUGGUUUGGAGUGGAAAGUUACAUAAACAUACCCAGAGGUUUAGCAGGAAUUACAGUUAAUUUAAUCUUGGGUUCAUAUGUUCAAUGCUUUGGAAACAGUCAAGUACAGGAAGGAUACCUACAGUUUACAGCAGUUUAUUACCCUCUGACAAGUGUUUCCUGAGAUGCAUGUUUCCUGCAUGUGUCAUACUCAAGUGCUUAGUUUAACACUAGAAAGUCAGGAUCUAAAAGAGUUGACAAAGCAUAAACCUAACACAUUAACAGCUGUGGCUCAGAAAAACAUGAAGGGCUGGGGAAAUAUCUAUAGAGUGGAUUCCUAGAGAACCAAAUAUGUUUGUCCUAAUGAAAGCAUUUGUGUUGAAAUGUUGACAGUUUGUGAAAUAAUAAAUAUAUUUUGGAUUA
Lepisosteus oculatus (spotted gar) is the source of this 3442-nucleotide messenger RNA. Its product is annotated as phospholipid scramblase 1-like. Lineage: Eukaryota; Metazoa; Chordata; Actinopteri; Semionotiformes; Lepisosteidae. The record is from RefSeq and is a predicted model, not a curated record. Gene Ontology annotation, cellular component: plasma membrane. Gene Ontology annotation, molecular function: phospholipid scramblase activity. Gene Ontology annotation, biological process: plasma membrane phospholipid scrambling.